This is a messenger RNA of Ornithodoros turicata, 459 nucleotides long. RefSeq names its product T-cell acute lymphocytic leukemia protein 1-like. Gene Ontology annotation, molecular function: RNA polymerase II cis-regulatory region sequence-specific DNA binding; protein dimerization activity; DNA-binding transcription factor activity, RNA polymerase II-specific. NCBI's taxonomy places the organism in Eukaryota, Metazoa, Arthropoda, Arachnida, Ixodida, Argasidae. The record is from RefSeq and is a predicted model, not a curated record. The transcript has a single exon. The coding region runs from base 1 to 459 and encodes 152 amino acids. Gene Ontology annotation, biological process: regulation of transcription by RNA polymerase II.
AUGGAGGGCCAGGAAUUCACCGACACGGACUCAUCCUGCCUAACAGAUACAAGCUGUGACGAGCCUUUAUCAGCAGACGACAACACUGCAUGGACCCCCCAGAGAUCAGCUCCUGUGCCGAGACGAGCUGCCAGACGGGUCUUCACAAACAGCCGUGAACGAUGGCGACAACAAAACGUGAAUGGUGCAUUUUCCGACUUGCGUCGUCUCGUGCCGACGCACCCACCAGAUAAGAAACUCUCCAAAAAUGAGAUCCUUCGAUUGGCUAUCCGAUACAUUCGACUUUUGUCUUCUAUUUUGGAGUACCAGAAGCCAAGGAGGAUCAGACGACACGAGACGAUACGAGUGAAGACGGAACCACCGGAUCCAUUGCCUGAUCCGGGUACUCCUCCGAGUUCACCAGCAUCUAGUCUCAGCAGUGUGGGUCCCAACGAUUAUACGGACCAUGUGCAAAUGUGA